Suhomyces tanzawaensis NRRL Y-17324 is the source of this 1100-nucleotide messenger RNA. RefSeq lists its product as uncharacterized. The coding region runs from base 49 to 960 and encodes 303 amino acids. The transcript has a single exon. The record is from RefSeq and is a predicted model, not a curated record. NCBI's taxonomy places the organism in Eukaryota, Fungi, Ascomycota, Pichiomycetes, Serinales, Debaryomycetaceae.
CGCAGCUCAUAAUCCCUCCUUGAGUAGCUACCAAAUCCCACAAUAUCCAUGUCGACCGGACAGCCUAUACGACGGAAUGAAUCAGAUGAGCAGCUUUACUUUAUUUCCACCCAAAUGCAGGCGAGACAUGAGGAAACAGUCGAUCAAGAGAAUCAACAGCACUUCACGAAUAGUAAGCUUGAGUUCCUACGCAGCUUCAAGAACGAAGACGAACUAAUCACGAUACUGGAAAGCAUAACUCCGUCCCCAAUUCCUGCUAAGCCAAAAAGCAAGUCUUCGUCAAAGCCAAAAACCCCAAGGCUUAAGGCUGCCAAAUCGACCAAGAACCAAUCGAUGAACAGUUUGGUAAGAAACCACUACACUGAUCGACUCAGCUACUUCUCCGGGGACCAGCGGAAGAUCGAUGACUUCUUGAAGGGCAUCAAGAAUACCAGAGACUUGAGCAAGAUCAACAAGACCUCCCUGCUCCUUUAUACUCGAGGAGAAUGGACCUACAUUCUUCGGAACAUAAAGAUGAAGUUCCCUGAUUUAUCUUCUGGGCGAAAGAUGAACUUGAAGGCAAUCACAAGUAAAAUCAACGGAAUGAAAGAAGCGGAUACAGGCAAUAGCUUAUGGGAAAAGGCAUCUAGAUCGUGCUCAAUGACAGAGGAGGAUUUUAGAUGGUUGUACGAUCUCAGUGAUGAGCAAAUGAACGGAACAUUUGUUGAGGAGGAGUACUGCGAAGAUUCGCAAGAUGAUAGGAGAUACGUGUUGACGUUAUCGCAAAACAUGGAACAGAUUGAUCAUCCAUUCGACGAAGAAUCGGAGUACGAAGAAGUGGAGGCAACUGAUGACGAUGAGCUUCUAGUACUCGACGAAAUGGAUGUGCUUAGAUGUAAAGUGGAUCAAGAUCAGGACUCAGAUGUUAUUCUGGAUUCGGAGUUCGAGAAUGAUAUUUUGCUACGGUUUUCACCAAAUUAGGGACAGAGUGUACGCGUAAUACUUCAUUUGGUUGGGUUUAAUUUAUAGAAGUCAGUAAUGGCAAUAACGAUUGUUUUGGAGACUAAGGUAAAAUUGUAAUGACAAUAAUCAUGGGGAUCCAGAUUGCAGUGUUUGAAAAG